UUAACAGCCAGCGGCGCUGCUCGGAGUUCAGGCCGGGGUCAGGGGGAGUUCGCAGCCCGGGUUUCACCUCCGAGCUGGCGGCGUCGGGAACCCCGAGGAACCGCUGCUGCUUCUUCCACAACCACCUCCUCCUCCUCUUCCUCCUCCUCCCGUUCCGUAGGACCGGCCGGGAGCGCGGGGUAUGGAGGAAGAGAAGCAGCAGAGGAAGAGGAGGGUGGAGGGGAGCAGCAACCGGCGGCGGCCCCCCCGGGGCUGAGCCAUGAGAGUUCACCGAGACCUCAGCUGGCUGGCGGAGGCCACCGGACGCCCAGGGCGGCGGGCGAGGAGCGGGAUGCUGGACGCCAUGGAGGUGCCGAGCCACUCGCGGCAGCUGCUGCUGCAGCUGAACACGCAGCGCACCAAGGGCUUCCUGUGCGACGUGAUCAUCGUGGUGCAGAACGCGCUUUUCCGCGCGCACAAGAACAUCCUGGCCGCCAGCAGCGCCUACCUCAAGUCGCUGGUGGUCCACGACAACCUGCUCAACCUGGACCAUGAGAUGGUGAGCCCCGGCAUCUUCCGCCUCAUCCUCGACUUCAUCUACACCGGCCGCCUGGCCGAGUGCGAGCCGGGCAGCGAGCAGAGCCUGGGUGCUGUGCUGGCUGCCGCCAGCUACCUCCAGAUCCCCGGCUUGGUGGCCCUGUGCAAGAAGAAGCUGAAGCGCAGCGGCAAGUACUGCCACCUGCGCGGGGGCUACGCGCCCUACAAGCUGGGCCGCGGGCUGCGGGCCGCCACGCCGGUCAUCCAGGCUUGCUACUCGGGGACGCCGCGGCCCGUGGACCUGCCUCCCGUGGAGCCGGCGGCGCCUCUCAACACGCAGUGCGGGGAGCUGUACGCCUCGGCCGCCCAGGGCGCCCCGCUGCACCCCCACGGGCUGUGCCCGCCCGAGCGCCACUGCUCUCCGCCCUGCGGCCUCGACCUCUCCAAGAAGAGCCCCACCGGCCCCUCCGCCCAGCUCCUGCCCACCGACCGCCUGCUGCCCAGCGAGCCCCGCGAGCCCUCGCUGCCCCCACGGCACGACAGCCCCCCGGUCAGCGCCGGCCUCCUGGGCGGCCACGCCGCUGCCUACAAGGACUCCCCGCCGGGCGCUGAGCCGGGGGGACACCCCCACGCCCCCGACCCCUUCCGCAGCACGCCGCCCUGCGCCGAGCCCCCGCUGCCCCGCGCCGACGGGCGAGAGCUGAUGUACCGCUGGAUGAAGCACGAGCCCCUGGGCCCCUACCUGGACGAGGGGGAGGCGGAGAAGGAGCUGGAGCGGGAGGAGAAGGCCGAAUCGCCGCCUGCGGCACCGCAGCCCCGCUACCCCAGCGUGGAGAGCAACGACCUGGAGCCUGACAACAGCACGAGCGAGGAGACGGGCAGCAGCGAGGGCCCCUCGCCUGGAGACGCGCUGGACCGAUACUGCAACCACCUGGGCUACGAGCCGGAGAGCCUGGGCGACAACCUGUACGUCUGCAUCCCCUGCGGCAAGGGCUUCCCCAGCUCCGAGCAGCUGAACGCCCACGUGGAGGCCCACAACGAAGAGGAGCUCUAUCACAAGGCGGCGGCCGAGCAGGCCGUGCCCUUCCUGGACAAAGGUGGCCCGGGGCUGGGUGACAUCUUGCGGCCUUACCGCUGCUCCUCCUGCGACAAGUCCUACAAGGACCCGGCCACGCUGCGGCAGCACGAGAAGACGCACUGGCUGACGCGCCCCUACCCCUGCACCAUCUGCGGCAAGAAGUUCACGCAGCGCGGCACCAUGACCCGCCACAUGCGCAGCCACCUCGGCCUGAAGCCCUUCGCCUGCGACGCCUGCGGGAUGCGCUUCACCCGCCAGUACCGCCUGACCGAGCACAUGCGCAUCCACUCGGGCGAGAAGCCCUACGAGUGCCAGGUGUGCGGCGGCAAGUUCGCCCAGCAGCGCAACCUCAUCAGCCACAUGAAGAUGCACGCGGCCGGCCCCGACGGCAAAGCCAAGCUGGACUUCCCCGACAGCGUCUACGCCAUGGCCCGGCUCACCGCCGACCAGCUGGGGCUCAAGCAGGAGAAGGCGGCCGAGCUGCUGUCCCACACCUCGCACUUCCUCAGCGACCCCAAGGCCAUGGAGAGCCUCUACCCCCUGGCCAAGUUCACGGCCGAGCACCUGGGGCUGAGCCAGGACAAGGCGGCCGAGGUGCUGGCGCAGGCUCCGCACCUGCACACCGAGGCCGCCCGGACCAUAGAGCGAUACUCGCCCCCCUAGCACCGGCCUGACCGGGGGGCUGGGGGGGCCGCUGGGCUCCCCUCGCUGCCCCGUGUGGAGCUGGGGGGGCGAGAGGCGAUGGGUGCUCGUCCCCAGGCGCUGCCGGCGGUCCCGGAGAACUCGCUCAGUAGCCAAGGUGCCGCGAGAGCCGCUCCGGGAUGGAUGGACGGCGUGUCCCUCGGGAGAAGCCGAUAAAUCAGGGACUGACCCCGCGGCACCUCCGCCCCCGGCCGUGGGGGGUGCCGGGAGCCCGGCACCGGGCGGCAGCGACGCACAAGCUGUGAGUGAGGCCGGGCUGCGCCCCGAGGCUUUGGAGGACAUGAGCCCGCUCCUUACCUCAGGGCUGCCCCCGGGCCAGGGGACGCCCUCGGCAGCGGCUGCACCGCUCCGGCUCCGCUCUGGGAGCCGCCGGCGCUCGGCUUGGCCGCGACGGGACCCGGACUGUGCCUCCCCGAGCGCCGUGAGUAGCUCGUCCGUCGUGGCCGGAGCGGCCGGCGCUGGGCCGGGGUGUGAGCCCGAGCAUCCCCGGGGGCUCGGGACGGACUGACGGAGGGGACGGUGCGGGCUGAGCAGCAGGAGCGGGACGGGGCAGCGGCGGUCACGUCCGUGCUGGGGGGCCGGGGAAUCGCGACGCUCCUCGGCCCGCAGCAAGCACUGAGCUCCCGUCCCCGGCGCAGGGCUCGGCCGUGUGUCUGGGAGGCGGGGCAGGGCCUGUCCCAGACUGAGCCCCUGGGCCCUGCUCGCCAUCAGGGAUGCCCGGGGCACCCGGGCCAGCCCCGGGACCCGGCGGAUUCGCCCUCGGGCGGCCACACUCGCCUUGAUUAUUUUUUAUUUUUUUAUUUUUUGCCAAAGACGCCCGUCUCCAGCGCGGCCGGGCCGGGCCGGGGGGUCCAUGACAAAGACAAAGCGGUCUCUGGUUUGUCAGCUACGGGAGGUGGGCAGGGGCUGCGGGAGGGGGCGGUGGGGCAGAGCCCGGGGCCGAGUCCCCCCCGGCGCCCUCUGCCUCCACCGCAGCCCCUCUCCCACCUUCUGCUCGGUGUGGGCCAAGCCCCCCCAGCCUGGACCCCCCCGGCCCGUGCCCUGACCCCUCCGUUGGGGCAAAUGUGAAGCUUCUCCCCCCUCCCGAGCCCCCUCCUCUCCUUUGCACACGAGGCUCCGGGCGGCCGCCAGCAGCGCCUGCCCCGGCCUCGCAGCCACUGUGCCUUAGCCCGAGCUGCGCCCCUGCCCCGGUGCCCCGGAGCUGCCCGGGGGUGCCCGGCGGCGGCGGCAGCGCCCAAAGCACAGCUGGCAGCGCCCAGCGGGGCCCCGGCCCCCCCUGUAUCACGUCCAAUUUGUACACGGGCCUUCUCGCCCUUUUUAUUUUCUAUAGUCGAAACGGAAUGAGCAAUAAAGUGACAUUAACACGCGU
This is a messenger RNA of Melospiza melodia melodia, 3665 nucleotides long. RefSeq names its product HIC ZBTB transcriptional repressor 1 (gene HIC1). Gene Ontology annotation, biological process: regulation of transcription by RNA polymerase II. The record is from RefSeq and is a predicted model, not a curated record. The coding region runs from base 260 to 2257 and encodes 665 amino acids. Lineage: Eukaryota; Metazoa; Chordata; Aves; Passeriformes; Passerellidae. Gene Ontology annotation, cellular component: nucleus. The transcript has 2 exons. Gene Ontology annotation, molecular function: protein binding; DNA-binding transcription factor activity, RNA polymerase II-specific.